CCAGACAGAGCACCAAAGCAUGGAUGCUUUUACCCAGAUUCUGGUGUGGGCUUGCAAAGACUGUAAUUUGCAAUUUCCACUUACUGAUAUCCAGGCUGGGGGUGGCAUCCAAUGUGAAAGGUGCCUACUGGUGGAAUCUCUCAGGCAGCAGGUGGGAGAGCUACAGGAGGAGGUGGCCAGGCUGAGGAACAUCCAUGUCCAUGAGCAAUUCCUGGACAGUAUCCAUGUGGAGACAGCUGACGGUCCUGUCCCAGUUGACAGGACUACUGACACUCCAGUGGAGGAGGAGAUGCCUCAAGGUGUAUCUGACACACCAGUGGAGGAGGAGGCUCAGGGUGGACACAGCCAGCUGGUUACUUCUAGCAGCAGGCAGUGCUCCACCACUGCUGCGAACCCUCCUGUUGUGGUAAAAGAUAACCAUUAUGCUCUUCUUGAUACAGGAGAGAAGAAAUCACCCCCAGCAGUUAAGGGGGUGAAGCCUCGUACCCCUAAGGCUGGGAGGUCUGCUGCCACCACUGAUAAGAAACGUAGGGUAGUGGUGGUUGGAGACUCUCUGCUGAGGGGGACGGAGACACCCAUCUGUCGCCCUGACCGUUCAUCCCCGGAGGUAGGGGUCCAGGCAGAGACAGAUGCAUCGUGGAGGUGAAUGCCUGGCUGCGAAGAUGGUGUCGCCAGGAGGGCUUUGGCUUCCUCAACCACGGGAUGCUAUUUGAGGAAGGACUGCUAGGAACAGAUGGCAUUCACCUUUCGAAGAGGGGAAAGGCCUUAUUUGUGCACAGACUGGCUAACCUAGUAAGGAGGGCUUUAAACUAGGUUCGACAGGGACAGGUGAGCAAAGCCCACAGGUAAGUGGGGAACAAGACCUGGGAGAUGGGUUGGAAACAGGAGGGAGCAUGGGCUAUAAUGGCAGAGAGGAAGGAGGGUCAGGGCAAAGCUGGGAGGCAAGAUCAAACCAGUAUCUUAGAUGCCUUUAUACAAAUGCAAGAAGUAUGGGUAAUAAGCAGGAAGAACUGGAAGUGCUAAUAAAUAAAUACAACUAUGACAUUAUUGGCAUUACUGAAACUUGGUGGGAUAAUACACAUGACUGGAAUGUUGGUGUGGAUGGGUAUAGUUUGCUCAGGAAGGAUAGACAGGGGAAAAAGGGAGGAGGUGUUGCCUUAUAUAUUAAAAAUGUACACACUUGGACUGAGGUGGAGAUGGACAUAGGAGACGGAAGGGUGGAGAGUCUCUGGGUUAGGCUAAAAUGGUUAAAAAACACAGGUGAUGUCGUGCUGGGAGUCUACUACAGGCCACCUAAUCAGGCGGAAGAGGUGGAUGAGGCUUUUUUCAAACAACUAACAAAAUCAUCCAAAGCCCAAGAUUUGGUGGUGAUGGGGGACUUCAACUAUCCAGAUAUAUGUUGGGAAAAUAACACUGCGGGGCACAGACUAUCCAAUAAGUUCCUGGACUGCAUUGCGGACAACUUUUUAUUUCAGAAAGUUGAAAAAGCUACUAGGGGGGAAGCUGUUCUAGACUUGAUUUUAACCAAUAGGGAGGAACUUGUUGAGAAUUUGAAAGUAGAAGGAAGCUUGGGUGAAAGUGAUCAUGAAAUCAUAGAAUUUGCAAUUCUAAGGAAGGGUAGAAGGGAGUACAGCAGAAUAGAGACAAUGGAUUU
This is a messenger RNA of Gopherus flavomarginatus (Mexican gopher tortoise), 1654 nucleotides long. RefSeq lists its product as uncharacterized. NCBI's taxonomy places the organism in Eukaryota, Metazoa, Chordata, Testudines, Testudinidae. The record is from RefSeq and is a predicted model, not a curated record. The coding region runs from base 20 to 646 and encodes 208 amino acids. The transcript is spliced from 2 exons.